This is a messenger RNA of Mercenaria mercenaria, 1214 nucleotides long. Its product is annotated as heat shock 70 kDa protein 12B-like. The record is from RefSeq and is a predicted model, not a curated record. The transcript is spliced from 6 exons. Bases 354 to 1214 code for a protein of 286 amino acids. Lineage: Eukaryota; Metazoa; Mollusca; Bivalvia; Venerida; Veneridae.
CCUUUUCUUUUUGUUUUUCUAAAGUAGCGAUCUAGUUCUUUAUGGGAAUAUAAGUGUCUGAAAAUCUGAUAUGCUAGAAAAUGUCGAAACACCGUUAUGAAGUGAGUGGAUUUUAUAUGAAAUAAAGAACAGCUGGAUUUAGUGGUGUUCAGCCUGAACCGCCGACCGCGAUAUUAAACGGUUCAUUAUAUAUAAUCUUCGUGACAAUCGGUCCUUUGUAAUUAAUCAAUGUCGAAUAGCGAUGGUUUUGAACUCGGAAAUCAUGUAAAGGUUUUUUUUUUUCUUUCGUUAAAUCAUUUUGAUAUACAUUCAUGAAGAUAAAGAACUUCGUAAAACAUAAUUUUAUAUAGAAGAUGGCCGAUCCUAAACUGGUAUGUGCUAUUGACAUCGGAACAACCUACAGCAGUUAUGCCUUUCAAUUCAAACACGAUUACAGCCGUGAGGACCCUGUUCACAAGAUUUGCGCACCGCAGGCCUGGAAUGAUGGAAAAUUGCAGGUGGCAUCAAUGAAAACACCUACAUGUCUGUUGUUGGACAACAACGGACACGUUGACAGCUUCGGGUAUGAGGCUGAGCGGAAGUUCUCAGAUAUAUGCGAGGACGAAGACCAAGAUCCGAAGGACUGGUACUUCUUUAAAAGGUUUAAAAUGAAGUUACAUGAUCUGAAGGCUUUGUCUCCAUCUACACUAAUAAAAGAUGAACAAAAUAAAGCGUUUCCUGCUAUAGAGGUUUUUUCAAAGUCGAUAAUGUGCUUGAAAGAUGAGUUGCUGAACGAAUCAAAGAGGAAAAUUGCGACAGUUCUAACAGACGACAUUUUAUAUGUGUUGACAGUUCCCGCCAUUUGGAGCGAUAAUGCGAAAGACUUCAUGAGGCAAGCUGCGAAACGGGCUGGCAUUAAGGACAAUAGGUUAACGAUAUCCUUAGAACCUGAGUCAGCGUCCCUGUGCUGUCAGUUUCUUCCCGUUGACAGAUUCUCCGUCGGCGGCGUAGCACAGUUUGCCCUAGCAGUUCCUGGUACAGUGUAUAUGCUAGUCGAUCUUGGAGAUGGAACCGCGGAUAUAACGGUGCAAGAGAAACUUGACUGCGGAAAACUGCGCGAGGUGCACCGUGUAUGUGGCGGCCCAUGGGGUGGAACAGCUGUUGAUGCUUUUUUUAUACAGGUGUUGUCUAAUAUAGUUUCUCCCUUAGGAAUGUCAGAAUUCAUGAACGAGUAA